CAGGGCGCAUGCUCAGUCCGUGCCGCGAGGCGACAUGGCGGCGCCCAGCUCGGAGCGGCCGGGGAGAAGCGGGCGGAUCCUGCUGGUGCGGCACCUCCCCGCCUCGCUGACGGCUUCGGAGAAGGAGAGCUUGCUGAGGCACUUCGGGGCCGCUUCCGUGCGGGUCCUGUCCGACCGCGGGAGGCUGGUAGGGAAGGCGCGGCCGGGGCGGGCGGCCGGGGCGUGAAAUGCUGCCCUCGGGGGGCUUCUGCCGCCUGAGGCAGCCGCGGUGCCAGAGCCGCCUCUGGCGUUAGGCAGACGGAGGCAGCUGCCUCGGGCGGCAGAAGAAGCUUCUAAGGUUGCAGAACCGGUGCCUAAGCUAAACAAGCUCAGAGGUCAGCAGGGGGCCGGUCCACUGUCCCUCAGACCUUGUGGGGGGCCAGACUAUAUUGGGGGGGGGGAGAAUGAACGAAUUCCUGUGCCCCACAAAUAACCCAGAGAUGGAUUUUAAAUAAAAGCACACGUUCUACUCAUGUAAAAACACCAGGCAGGCCCCACAAAUAACCCAGAGAUACAUUUUAAAUAAUAGGACACAUUCUACUCAGGUAAAAACACGCUGAUUCCCAGACCAUCCCUGGGCCAGAUUUAGAAGGCGAUUGGGCAGGAUCCAGCCCCCGGGCCUUAGUUUGCCUACCCAUGAGCUUAGGGCCCCACUCUCUUGUGCCUCCCCCCUAUACUUCUUCUUAAUUGUAUUUCAAUUCAACAAUUACGUUGACAAAAGACAUAUUUUGUUAUGUGCAAAUGGCUUUAGAUACCAUAAAUUACCAUAUAGCAUAUAUUCAACGCAAAAAAACAGCGACAAUUUGUUGUUGACAAAGGACAGCUGGACAUAUUAAGGCCCCCAUUACCUUCAGUAGCUCAGGGCCUCAUCAAACCUAAAUCCAGCCCCUGGGCAGAAGCAGUUUCGGCUGGAGCUGCGCAUGACCUUGCGAGCAUGCCCUGAGACCCCUGGGUAUAGGGCGUUAUAUAAAUUCAAUUAAUGAUAACAAUAAUCUCGCCCGGAUUCGCCGCUUCUCUACCAGAAUGUGGCAGGUGGAGAACCAGGGGCAGGAAGGUCAGGGCAAGGUGGCGCUUCUUGUUUUGCCUUAAGCCUUGAUAGGAAUACACCUCCUAUGCCACCCAGUGAGGUCCGGCUGGUGUCUUCACCAUCCACCUUUAGGCACCAGGCGAAAGCAUUCCUCUCCAACAAGGCUUUUGGCUGAUUGACAUCUGAUGCCCUUUUAAAAUGUGUUCUGAAAGCGGGGCAGUCGGGGAUUAUGGGGUUGUUUUUGUUUUUAUUGCAUGUUUUCUGUUUUGUUUUGUUUUUAUAUUGUGAUCUGUGCCAGAUUGGCAUAUAAGCUAAACAAGCUAUAGUUUAGGGCCUCACUGUCUUAGGGGCCCCCAAAAAAUGUAAAUGAAAAAAACCCCUGGAUGUACAUUUCCAAAAUGUAAGAUAAAAAACAAAUAAAAUAAAACCUACAAACAGCAACAGUGUUGUGUAGGCUCUGAUGAUGUAAGUAAUGGGCCCCACCUGCUCCCUAAAAUAUCACUGGUUUGCUCAUUUCUAUAUAUAGGUGCCUACAUUCUGCAUGGACUGGUUGCUUGGCAACUUAUGCAAAUGUCUUUAGAUACCUAUUAGGUCCAUAAAUUACCAUAUAGCAUAAUUUCAUCACAAAAAAGCGACAAUUUGUUGUUGAGAAAGGACAGCUGGACAUAUAAGAGGCCCCAUUACCUUCAGUAGCUUAGGUCCUCAUAAAACCUAAAUCUGGCCCUGAUUGUGAUGUUAACAUUGAGAAGGGCCCUGAAAUCUGUGGUUAUAGGGCAGCGCACAUAUUUAAUAAUUAAUAAAUAAUACUAACACAUUUGUUUGUAUGUGUGUAUGGAUAGGUAGAUAGAUAGAUGGAUAUACAUGCACACUUUGACCAUUUGUUAACAUCUGGCACAUGUAUUUAUUGAAUCAAAUUAUAGACCACUUGCUUUAAAAUAAUACAGUAAUAAUAAUAAUAAUCUCAAAGUGUGUGAUAAGAGUUAAAACUAAAAUGCAAUGGCCAGUGUGGCGUUGCACACUAAACCAAAUGUUGGGUUAGUGCAGCGGCAGAAAGGACCAGAGAGGAGUAAAGUGUCUGGGAGCUUCUCUUUUGGAGCCUGCUCACAAAGCCAAGUUUCUUCUAUUUUCGUGCCUGCUUAUAUUAAGAGUGCCAUGCAAAGCGGCUCAAGAUAUAUCUACAAAUGUCUAUGAGUAACCUCUACUCAGAAUGCAGAGCAGCGUAAAGUGGCAAUCAGGUAUUUACUGAAAACUAGGAAACUGGUUAAAUAGGGGAUUCGGAGCUGGUUAGAAAACUGGACUCAUUCCACAUCUUAGACUCUCUUUCUUGGUGUUCCGGUUUUAACAAGGGGAGGAGAAAGAAAGAUGGUUGCCCUUCCUGCUUUGCUUUUAGGUGCAGCCACAUUCACGUUUAAAAAUUCUGCAAUACCUUGGAUAAUUUGUGUGUUAAUGUUCUCUCUGCUUAUAUUGGAAAAUCAAUGUUUGGCAUGUUCUUUCCCCCACUCAGAAACACACUGCUUUUGCUACUUUUCCGAACGAAAAUGCAGCUACUCAGGUGUGUAUUUGAGACCAUUACAGAUCUUCUUUCUUUUAUUUCUUUAUUUCUUUUCUGCUGUAGUGUUCUAUGGCUGUAGGUCAAGAUGUUUGCCUUUCAAUACAGAAACAAAGUGCUGAAGAUAAGUCUAAGGCUGCAGUCUUAACCCUGCUUACCUGGGGAGUAAACCCCAUUGAUUUCGAUGAGAUUUAUUUCUGAGGAUUGGGUUGUAAGGCUGUGGUUGUUUGCAUAUCUACUUAGAAUAAACUCCAUUAAGAUUGGAGGGAGGACUUGCAUUAGAGCAUUCAUGCCUGGAUAAGUUUCCUCCAAAAUGCUUUAGAUAAUUAUAUGUUUAGGUGUUGUUAGAAAACAGCAAGGACACUUUAGCAAAUGAAUAUUAACUGUUAGCAUAAAGGCAACAGUGUAUGGUACUGAUGACUGUGUGUACAUAUUAGAUGCUAAUAUUAAAACAGGUCUGCUUAACUUGUAAAUGUGCAAAUGCAGGCUACCCGCUAAGUGUUCAAGACUGUAGAGCAGGCUUCCUCAACCUCGGCCCUCCAGAUAUUUUGCGACUACAGUUCCCAUCAUCCCUGACCACCGGUCCUGCUAGCUAGGGAUCAUGGCAGUUGUAGGCCAAAAACAUCUAGAGGGCCCAGUCUGAGGAAGCCUGCUGUAGAGAAACAGAAAAUAUAUUGAGUUGCUUAGCUUUAUAUUUUACAGCUCUUUCUGUAUUAAGAUGACAGACAUUCUGUUGUCAUCUUAACUUUGCCUCUCCUAACUUCUAUCGUCUAUCUAACUUAAAAGUGUAAAAUCCUUGGAGUAGGAAAUUUAUAAAAGAUAUGCAUAAGAUAUUUAUAAGUAACUUACAUUAUCGGAACAGAAGUAUAAGUUUCAGUGCCCAGUUCAAGAACUGGCAAGAAAGCAAUUAAAUCCCAUAGUCAUUAACAGUGCAAUUUUCUGCAUGUGUAGCAAGACUUUUCUGCAAUGAGAAGUAAUUCUCACUGAUUUUCAGCAUGCCUUUCUCGCUGGUAAGUUGGUAUAAAAUUGUAGGCAACGUUCGGGACAUUAUCCAUUUUGGUCAUUAAGAGGGAUUAAAUGGAAAGGUAUUGCUCUUCCCCCAAACAAACUUUCUAUCCGUGUUACUUAGUUUUUAGGCAAAGUAAAUUGCAAGAGGGGAGAAGAAAGGAAUAAACCGAGAAGUUGAUGGGUCAGAGUGCAUUUUAAAUGUUAGUUGAUUUAACUGUAUGUUGUGUUCAAUUGAAGGCUUUAUCGAGAUUGCAUCAGCUGAACCUUCUAGGCCACACUCUGGUAGUUGAAUAUGCAAAGGACCAAGACAGUGUUUGUGCACUUAGCCAAUCUUCUGAAAGCGAGAAGGACAAAAGGUAUGUAGAUGCUUCUGUAUUUUCAAAUUCAGUGGGCUUAUAAAAUAUUUCUAAGAUUCUUGAAAGUAUUUUCCAAAAACUCCUUCAAACAUUGCUGUGGUGGAUCCAGGAGGAUCCAGGUUGUUUCUUCAGAUCCCAUUGUAUUAAUACUGUAGAUCUGAAGUGCAAGAAGUAAGUACUAGUGAAUACAGUAGGACUUCCAAGUAAGUGGGGUUCGGAUUACAGCCUUAUUUAGGCUAGGUUCCUGUGGUUACAUAGCAGAUAUGCUUUUCCACUCCAUUUUUACUGUGUGACCAUCAUACUGGGGAGAUCUUGACACAUUCAAAGAUAAAUUUUGGUCAGAUUGUCUAGGACUGGGACUGGAGAAGUUAGGAGUUCUGACACAAAGACAAUUCUGUUUGAUUUUUUUUUUCACUGAGCAAACAUAGGAAGGGAAGAGAACUGAGCAGAAUCAAAAAUUCAGAUUUUUACAUAUAUGGUUCAUCUUAUUCACCACCUUUAUUGGAAUAUAAAUUACGGCUACCUCACAGAAUUCAACAACUGAACAAAAUAGAUUUGAGUGGGGAUUCAUAUUUAUGAGCCAAAAUUGGAGUUAUGACUUCAUAGAAACUGCCAUAUCUAGUCAUUUAUAUUGUGUUAUGUUUACCCCUAUUACUAUUGUCCUUCAUUUGGUAUUUUUUUCGAAAUAGACGUUGCACAAGUAAAGAAUGAACAACAACAAAUUUUCUUGGCGACUUUUUUUUAAUGCACUUUGUGUCCAAACACAGUGGCGUUCAUUUACAGUUAGGGUUAUUUCAACAUACCGCAUAAUGUAGUAGAUUGCUCUUGUGUGUGUUUUAGCCUUGAAGAACCAGUGAAAGAAGAGAAAGAACAGAAAGAUCUAGGCUGCCUCAAGAUAGAAAGUGGAAUUGCUCCUAGCCAUGGGUUAGUACUUGAGUUCUGAUUUUGUAUACAAAAAUUGUUGUUGAAUCCUAGCCUUUAAACCAUUUGUGAACAUGUUUAGGCAAACAUAUGAGAGACCAGUAAUAUUUUCUUAGCUUGGUUUCCAAGAAUAAAUCACAUCCUCUCUGUUCCUACAAUUAUAUCACUACCCUUUUCUUAGUACGUUUUUUUUCCUGCUUCUGAUUAAAACAGAAGUAGCUAACCUGCAGUUUGUCAGAUGCUGUUUACCUUCAACUCCCAUUGGCCCCAGUCAGUAAGCAAUAGUUCAGAGUCCAGCAACAUUGGGAGAACCAAUGUUAGAUACUUGCAUGGAUGUGGAACUUUCAGUAGAUGUGAUAAGCAACAGAGCAGAUUUGUGUGCUAAAAAGAUUGCCACACUUAGUUUUCUGAGGGCUCCACAAACCUCUGUCUGCAGAUAUUUGUUGCCUGUCACUAUUAUUGCAUAUGGAUUGGUAUUUAAGAGCUACUACGAGUGUGUAGCAGCUUGCUCACACACAUUUUUUCCUACUGUGUAUUUGCAUUGAGUAAGGGUUAGGCCAGGUGACCUCCCAGUUCUAUGAUCAACAUGCUUUUGAAAUUCCCUUUAGUUUCAAAUGUCUCCUGUAGUGUUGGGAGCUGCUGUUCAACAAAGAGAAGCAUUACAAUCCCGUGGUUGGUAAAUAUUUUUAUUAAUCCCUGGAUAUCAUGGAAUCAGUCUCUCAUGUUUCAGAAUUGCUGGUAUGUGAGCUAGGGGUUUCUUUGUUUGGUGCUUUUAAACUCUAAAUAUUGAACUCUUCUGCAUAGUGAAGCUUUUUUUUUAAUAGGUUUGAAUUGUUUCUAAGGUUGGUUUGUUUCCCCUCACAGGUUAACUUUCCCUAUAAAUUCUUGCCUCAAAUAUCGAUACCCCCCGCCUUCCAGUACAAUCCUAGCCAACAUAGCAAAUGCCUUGGCAAGUGUGCCUAAGUUUUAUGUGCAGGUAAGUGUAGAUCCCCUUCCCCAACCUGAAUUCAAUACAUAAACCUUAUACUUAUUAGUAUGGUAUUGCCGAAUUGUUAUUUUAAGCAGCUGUAAAUUACUGACUAGGGCUUAUGUCCUGUAUCUGCUUCUUUGAAAUAAGCUCCAUUGAUCUCAGUGGGACUUGCUUUUGUAUAGGAUUCUGCUGUGAAUGUUGCAUCGCUCCACUCCUAUUUGAGUUUGUAGUGGCAUCAGUUAAUUUGAAAGUGACUGCAAAGGAGCUCACAAAGACUUUCAGUAUGAGUUAUUGGAUCACCUUUAGCAGUAAGAAUAUUUUUAGUAUGUUCUCAUAAGCACUGUUUUCAGCCAUCAAAGCUAUAAGCUAUGGUCUGAAGGUACCAUGCAGCUACCACCUUGCUCAAUAUAUGCAUGUCUAUCAGUGCCUGAAUGGAUUACUUGCUUUGGGAUUAUAUGUGUGCCAUCGUGGAUUCCAUGGCAGAAGUAGGUAGGAUAUGCAUGUUCAUUGCAGAAUCUAGGGGUGGUAUUCAGCUAAGUUUUACUCAGUGUCUUAAAUGACAAAUCACAUGGUUCUUUAAAAUUUCUUUCCGACCAUUUUUUAAAAACUGCAAACUUCUAGUCCAUAUUGUUAGAUGCUUGGAAGUAUGUAACCAGGUUUUCAAAUAUGUCCAAACUAGUUGAUAUUGUUUUACUGCCUAGGUCAAGAUUUUACACCUUUUCUGUUACAAUUGUUGUACAGAUAUCUCCCUGUAUUGCCAAAUUAUUUUAUCUCAGUAUCCCAUCUCCCUGUGAGAAAAAAGUCCUUAAAUAAAUCACAUUAGGUAGAUAUAUUAAAUCUAGUUCUGUCUGGCAAGCACAACUUAUUAUAACUUGUAGAAUUAUUCAUUUUUUAUGGUUCCAGAAUUUUAUGUCAUGUAUUCUACUCACUAUUGAUGCAGAGUAGAACUCCAAAGUAUAGUUAGCAGAGUAAAAACUUAAAUACAUUGCAAGAUUCCCAAAAAAUAGACCAGAGGCAUUUCAUCCAGCAGAACUUUACUGCUACCAAAGGCAAAUGAGCAUAAUGGUCUAAUCUAAUCUAAUACAUUCAGGAUUGGCACUGUCCAUAAGAAAUCCAGUUGCAGCAGACUUCACUUAAACUUACAAUAACUUAUAAUAAGACUAAACCUUAACACUAAGCAUACUAUGUACAGAACACCACACCCAGGCUCCUUCUGGCCUCUUAUUAUAGUCAGCAUGACCUUGACAGAAAUCGAUAAGAGAACCAGGUUAAGCCAGCUGUAUGCAGCUUCUCUGAAGGAAUAACCCAAACAUCAUGAACCUUCUGCUUGUUUCUUUCACACAAACAAGCUUCCAGAACCCUCUUGAAUUAAUUAGAAUAGGAAAGAGCUCUACACAUCAGAUCAAUACUUUCUGUACUAAGAAAUGCAAAGUGACAUUUUAAUCUUCAGAUGAAACAUUUCCUGCCCAUUAGCUAUGGCAAAUAUAAAACCAUUAUAAAAUGCGCAACAAGUUUGGUUUAUGUGGGAUACUUGAACGGUUGUGGCAAGGAUAAUAUUCGUCCCAUGACAAUUAAUGUUUACUCAAUUAAUGUUUACUCAAGUAUUCAUCUUGGAGAAGAUGCUAAGUUGCUCUGGUUAUCUUUCAGGUUUUGCAUCUUAUGAACAAAAUGAAUCUUCCCCCUCCCUUUGGGCCAGUUACUCCUCGACCUCCUAUGGUACGAAACUGUUAUUACUUGAAGCACUGAAUAAAUGCAACAUUGUACAGUGGUACCUCGGGUUACAAACACUUUGGGUUACAGACUCCGCUAACCCAGAAGUAGUACCUCGCGUUAAGAACUUUACCUCAGGAUGAGAGCAGAAAUCGUGUGUCAGUGGCAAUGGGAGGCCCAUUAGCUAAAGUGGUACCUCAGGUUAAGAACGGUUUCAGGUUAAGAAUGGACCUUUGGAACAAAUUAAGUUUGUAACCAGAGGUACCACUGUAUUUAUAGUUUUAAGAUACCCCUUUCUUUAGCAUUUUUGGCUAGGAUGCAAGUAGGAGUGUGAACCUAGUGGCAUUUUUGGCUUUCCCCCCUUGAACAGCUGAUUAUCAUGCCAUAUCAAACUACUUUUGCAACUCCUCAGUUAGAAGUGUCACUCCAUCUUUGGGUCCUGUUCUUCAUUAUCAGGUGGACCAUAAAAGGUGUGCUUUGAAAAAUAUAAUGGGAAUUUCCUAUCAUUACUGAAAUAUAAGUUCAACAUAUUGAGUUGUAUAUUGACUCUUCUCAGAAGAAGAAGAAGAGAUGCAAUUGAUGUAGUCAAACUCUGUACUCGAGAUCUGCUAAAGCAUAUUGCCCAUCCCUCACAACAGCUGAAUCUGCACUUUACAUUGUGGUUGCCCCACGUUCUGUUGGUACAAUGGUGGGAUAAAUUGUACCAUAAAUAUUCUUAACCUUGUUCUUUCCUCAGUCUCCACUCUUGACCUAUAUUUCCUGGGUGUGCUGCAGGAGUGAUGCAGUAGCUAUGGCCUUUUGUCCAAACCCUUUCUUAUCACUGCCCACAAGAGGGUAUGUGAUAAUCUAAUGUCAAAAACUAGACUGUGGUGCAGAACACUUGCUUGUUGAGUACUGUAUAUAUUCUCUCUCUCUCUCUCUCUCUCUCUCUCUCUCACACACACACACACACACACACACACACACUUGCAUUUGAACUGUUAACAACUGAAAUACCAAAAAGGUUGUACAUUUUAUUCUUCCUUUAGUAUGAAGAGUAUAUCCCUUUACCCCCUCCCAUUCCUCCUCUGCCUCCUGAGGAACCUCCUUUGCCUGAAGAGGAGGACAGUCAGGACUCGAGCAAAGAUGAAUCUGAGUAUGAAAGUGCUGAUGAAGAGGAAAAAGAAAGGUUAGUGAUAUUUUGUAGCCUGCUACUCCCUGCGUAAAAGUUGGUGUCCUUGUUUUUCUCUGCCUGCAAAGAGUUAGUGAUAUUUUGCAGUCGAAGAAGAUGAAGCAGCCGCCACCCACCUGACUGGGUUUCCACAGCCACUCUGGGUGGCUCCCAACAAAAUAAAACUGUAAAAGUUAGCAAAUAGUUAAACUAUGGGAUUGGAACCCAUAGUUUAGGAAUUACCUGUGCCUUAGUAAUCAAUGUCUCUGUCUCUGUCUCUUUCUCUCUUGAAUACAUAGCAGUAACAUAGAAGCCCACUUUAGUACCAACUAGAUUUCUUUUAACAAGCAGUAAAUAUGUUUUCAACUAAUUUUAAACCUUGCUAAAAGUAUUUCAAAAGUAUAUUUUAACCAUAAUUGAGUAUCAAGGUAGGGUUGUUGUUUUGUUUUGUUUUGUUUUGUUUUUUUAAAAUACUCUUUUCUUAAAAUAGUGCAUUUUGUGUGGUGCUUCCGGCAAAUAGUUACAUCUCGUAUCCAUUAAAUAUAUAUCCCCAAAGCUUUUGGCCUUGCCCUUGAAGACCUAUAGAGCAUGGAAUCAACUGAUGUAAUUCAAAGAAAUGAAUAGGUAGGGAAAGCAUACCUCAGCCUUAACUUGAUAGGGGUUAAUUUGGUCUGUAGACCCUGCAAAAUUGAUCUCAAUUUCAGAUGCCCCCUUCUUCCCAUCCCUUUCUUAUAGCAAGUUUAGAUCUGAGAAAUAGCCUCUUCCCUUCGUGUGUGGUGAGGUUUGAGCUUCAGUGGACUUCAUCAGCACAUGAUCUUUUAGAGAAAGUGAAACCAAAGAAGACAGCUGCUCUGGCUGCUCCUUCUCUUUCAUUUACCAGACUCUUCUUAGGGCAGUGGUGUGUGUUUCCCAAUCAGUUCUCCCCAGUUCUCCGUCUACCAGGGUUCAGAGUGGAAGAAAUGGCAGAGUAGUCAACAUCAGCUUGUCUGCAGCAGGCAUCUACUAAAUAGAGUCUUCUUUUAAAAGCCAAGCUCUAAAACCCUGAGGGUGGGAGGUUUGUUUAAUUGAUAGGUUUAACUAUCCCCCCCAUAUUUUCUGUGGAAAUACCUUUUUUCCAAUAAAGUAUUCAAUAUGUUAAUAAUUCAGAUUUACAAAGCUGAUGGAAUUGGCAACCCUCCAACCCAAACGACGGAUCCCAACAAAGCCGCACCGUACGAGAAAAAGGAGAAAGAUCAAAGACUUAUUAAAUGUCUCCCAGCUUGCUUCCCACAGGUAUGGAUAUAUGAGUAUUGAAUGUGGAUCAUUGCUAUGUAAGGAGUACAUAGAUAUCUUGAGAAAUUACCUGACUGAACUGUCAGAAAUAUUCAGCAAGUAAAAAUAUAGAUUGUCCAGCGGUGUGAUUGUAUAUAGCACUAUAUUGUAAGAAAAAAACAGUAUUACCAGAAUAUUGCUUGCUACUCUUACCUGUAACGUGCUUAGCAACCCUUUUUGCAAUCCCUUUAAAGAAAUGUAAAAUCAUUAAGGAGUAAACAAUUCUGUGCAUAAUCUUUCUUGUAAAGAAGCUUUAAACGAAGUUUUAUGAUGUCUUUUUGAACAGCAAUUUGCACCCAGCCUUGUCGCCUUCGGAUGUGUUUGAGCAGCCACACCCUGUAGGUCUCAAAAAAAUUGAAUUUCACAUAUCUUCAGAGAGCCCUGGCAUUCUUCAGAAAAGCUUGGCGGAGCAGCAUAACAAUGGUAUGCUGUGUGUGUCAACUAAAACGUGUUUAUAUGUACAUGGAUUGUAGCACAUUAUCUUGUAUUUAAUUUGGUUGAGGUCACUUGUGUCUCAGGAUCAUGUCCCAACUAAACCUUCUCUGUGUUUAAUUGUCUUAGACAUCUAUGCAGCCAUUGAUGAAAUAUCUGGUGAAGGGUUUGGAAAAAUCUUACCUGCUCUCCGUUCCAGUCAUAAAGAAGAGACAGAAGAGGAAGAAGAAGACGACGAAAUACCUUCGGAAUUUGUUUCUAAAAGAGAGCUAGAAAAAGGCAGAGUCUCCCAUAAAGGUGAUUUUAUUACCAUUAAUGUAUUUUUAUGACACGCAAUGAGGAUGUUGCUUUAUUUAAAUGUGAUGAGCUUGUUUGGCUAUAUUGCUUAGUUGAUUUGGGUUUUUUCACAUCAAAUAUACAUUCUGUUGAGAAUCAGUUUUAAUUAUUUAAUUAAGCCUAUUUUCUAGAACGGAGAUUACAGCUGUAUAUUUUUCUUCCUGUGCUCAAGAAAUGGAAACUCUUGCUGUCUUCAGAAAUUAUGAGCCUGGUGAGCCAAAUUGUAGAAUUUACGUGAAGAAUCUGUCUAAACAAGUUCAAGAAAGGGUAAGUGGGAAUUGAGCAGAAAGUGUUUGGUUCCUUCUGCAGAAGUAGCUAACUCUUCCUGCUCUGCUUUUAUUUAAAUCCCAGGAUUUGAAGUUUAUCUUUGGAAGAUACGUUGACUUUUCAUCAGAAACUGAACGUAUAAUGUAAGUGAUGGCUGGGUGACUUCUUCCGUAGGUUGAGCCGCUCUUGACUUGGUGAGCCAAAUGAUAUAUCCAUGAACUUGUAUGUUUCCACCUAUUUUCCAGUAGAGGAGUCCAGCACCCUUUUUAAUGAAAGACUAUAGUGAGGAUCAUAGAGGAUAAUGAAACAUUAGGAUUGAGAGCAGCAGGGUGGGCAUGGGGAGGGCCUAUACUACUUGUGACAAUAGAGAGAGAAGAAGCCACUGGGGUGUAGAAGGAGAGAGUCAAGUCAGAGAAAUGUGGCUGAGAAAGUGAGAUUGUGGGAAGGGAUAAAUUGUGCAGUGGAAAAAAAUAGGGCAUGGAGAAAGGAAUUAGGAGAAUUGGGAAGAUAGCUAAGGAUGUUGCAAAGGAGGGGUGUGGGAAAGAGAGUAGACUUGUACCAAGUGAGGAUGCUGUUCUUUUAAGAGAACUGUAAUUCUAUUACAGAAUGUUGUUCUAGUAACAGAACUGCAAUUUUAUUCCAUGGGUGCCACAGCUUGGGAAGCUGAAAUGUAUAGUGAUGUAUCAGAAGAUACCUGUUUUGUCAGAAUCGUGCAAGAACUUGAGCAGGCUGUUUGUACAGCAGGACUCUUCUGUAGUCCUAUUGACUGUUUCUAUAUGAACCGUGAGAACUACUGAAACAAAUCAUGUCUCCUUCCUUCAUCUGUCGCAAUAUGUACUGGGCAGCUGAAGCAUUUACGUCUUGCAAUUUAUCCUAGGUUCGAUAUACGCUUAAUGAAAGAAGGCCGUAUGAAAGGACAAGCAUUUGUUGGGCUUCCCAAUGAAGGAGCAGCUGCAAAAGCUUUGAAAGAAGUCAAUGGAUAUGUUUUAUUUGACAAGCCUAUGGUGGUCGUAUCCUUUUCUUAAAAUAAAGAAAAGCUUUCCGUUUCAUUUUCAGUUAAAUAUUGGGCCUGCUUUUAGAAUCUUGCUUUUGGUAGGAAGGUUUCUUUGCAAAUUAUUUGUCCCCAUUUAAAUUGUAGGCAUACAGAAGACAUGGUUGUUGCAGCGCAGGUUAGAGGGAGGGGAGCGAACCAGCUAGCAGAGUCCUUCACUCAUUUGCCCUUUUCCUGUGUUCCUCAGUCCUCUCCACUGCCACCAAAGGAAUACACUUAUUUUCCUGGCUGCCUUCGCUAAAACAGCCCUCAAACGUUUGUCUCCUACGUAGUUCUCUGCAGCCAGCUUCUUGUACUUAGUUGAGUGGAACCCAGUGAAGUCAUGGAGUGAAAAUCAAGGCCAGGCACAGGCAAACUCUGCCCGUCCAGAUGUUUGGGACUACAAUUUCCAUCAUCCCCAGCUAACAGGACCAGUGGUCAGGGAUGAUGGGAAUUGUAGCCCCAAACAUCUGGAGGGUCAGAGUUUGCAUACGCCUGAUCAAGGCAAUCAAACCAUCCACAAAUUUUGUUUUUUGCUUUUAAAAAAUGGAAAACCAGUUAUUAAAACAGUUACUGGCCCAUUUUGCACAUGACAGUGAGCCAGGGCUGGUGAACCUGUUGGACUCCCAACGCACAUCAGCCUCAGCCAACAUGGCCAGUGGUCAGGAAUGAUGGGAGUCACAGUCCAGAAAUAGCUGGAGGGGCCACAGCUCCCACCUCCGUAGUAAGCCAUAGUCAGAAAUAAACCAUAGCUUAUCAUGAACAAAAGUGUACUAGUGCAUGCUGCUCAUUGUCUCCUGCUUCACAUACACCCCUCCAACUCCACCCACCACUCCAGUCUCUUCUCCAUUCCUCUUUCCGGCUCCACAAUGUCUUGGUUCUGGUUGCAUCAACACAGCAACAAUUAUUUUAACAUACAUCUUUCUCUGCAGCACUAAGAAGGCAAAGUGAGGUAGAUUUUUCUCCCAUCUCCAGCUGAGGUGGUCUAACAAGCUUUUUUAGUUUUAAUAAAUAGAGAUUAAGAAGUAUCGUAAUUUUGUGAUGCUUUUGUGUCCCAUAGUCUUUGUUUCUUGUAUCCCCCCCCCCACCGCUUAUAAAUUGUUCUUGUUAACGCUUGCCAUCAAGACUUUUAUUCCUUAAUAAAACCAAGCAAUUUGCUCGAUCUGCGAGACCAAAGCCGGAUCCCAAAGAGGAAAGGAGAAAAGAGAAGGGGAGAAGACCCUGAAGGUAAGUAAUCUCCCUUGUAUUCCAUUUUGCCCUCCUAACUUAAAACAAUGCAAAACACAGAGAGCAUGACUGCAUUGCAUCUGAACUGGUAAACCUGACUUAGACUUGACUUAGAAAACUAGGUGGUGAGAUGCGUUCCCUACUAGCCUCCUUCCUGAUGCGCCAGCUUUCGAUGUGCAACAGGAAUCUCCUUGUGUGAGCAACGUUCCAUCAAUGUGUCAUCGAAUUGGUACAAUCCAGACACAGGUUUGCUUUCCAGUGACAAACAGGCCUUGACCACAAACAGGAGCUGGUUUAAGAAAAGACUUCUAACUUCUGCUUGAUCAACACAGCAGCACGUUUUUUCUUUCUGGCUGAGAAUUUUUUAAAUAAAUAUAACUUUUUGCAUUCAUUGUGUCAUCAGUUAUAGAAUGUCAGAGUGCAAACGAAUUUGGCCUUUGGGCUCCUCUUCCACUGUUCUCCUAGAACUGUGAGGUCUCUGGCCCUUGAUCUAAGAUCAAGUUGUAUGGCUGCUACAAUCGCUUUGUUAUCAUUUAUGAUACUGCAUGUUUUAUGUUUGUAAACUGCCCCUAGGAUUUUGUUUCUUGAAGAUGCAAUAACUAACAGCAGGUGGCCCUAGACGCAGAUGCACAUUCAUUUUUAAAAAAGACACAUCUAGCCAGUCGAGUAUGCUUGUAGUAUUGCAAAUGACCAUCUGGAAGCAAAUCGGAGCGUUGGUUUUGAGUGUUUUCAUCCAUAGUUUCCAGUAAUCACAACGUUCGUUUUUGUUUACCAGCCUGAAUUGCUGAUGGUCAUAGACGGGGGGCCUAGCAAAUUGCAGGUUGAGCAUGCUGCUGAAGUUUGACCUUUAUAAAUAAAAUUGCAUUCUGUUGUGUUACUGGCUUCCAUAACCUUGUAUCCUUUGCUAAAAUGAUUGUAUAAUUUCCAUCAGUUGUUUGGCAAAAAUAGCUACAGAUGAAAAUAAUGUAUCCAUUGUAUUGCAGUGUCUUUUUAAAGAUGGAUAUUUCUUAUUGCUACGGUCCUGUAGCUUUGGUAGCCAGUCAGAAAUUGUGCUUGCCUUCCUCCUCCUGAAGGGGGAGGGACAGAUUUUCAACUCUGACUUUCUUUGCCUCUGCAUAACAGCAGAGGCAAGUUUCUGUCUCCUUCCAAGUUUGUCUCUCUCCAAGGAUCAGUGCAAGAUUGGGGGAAUUCCUCUUUUUCUCUCCUCCCCUGAUCUCACCAGAAUAGCAAAUGUGCAGCACAGUGCCAUAAGCAGGAGAUAGGCUCCACUGAAGGAAUACAAAUGUUACAAAAACCACUCUUUCCCGAUUGGUUUUUAUGCUUAAAAAAAGAGCAAAAGUAGCAGACAAAAGUUGUCUCAUGAUAAGUGGCCUCCUGAUGCAUCAUUUCCCAGAAAAUAUUUUUAACAGAUAUAUUUGUUAUGGCUGGGUAGCCAGCAGAAUUGUAGCGGGACCAUGCUAAUACAUUCUAGAGCUGGCUAACUUCUAGCAAAAACUACAUUGGAGACAGAAAUGCUUAGCUUUUGAACAUGGCAAAAAGCCAGAAUUCUGGUGCAUAUUCUGGCAUUGUACUGAUCAAAUAGUUAAUACUAUAUUCUUUGUAUUGGAUUCAGAGCUGUUCUCCCGAGUUCCUGGUGCAUUUGGUCUGAAGAUUUAAAAAUUGACCACUGUUUUAAAAUAGGUAGUCUAAAGAACGAAAGCUGUAACAGAGAAUAAAAGGAUUAAACCGCAUUCUGCUGUUCUUCUUUAGAAACAUUCCUGCCUAAAUACUGCAGUAAUACUGUGUCAUGCAAAGUGUAUCCUUUCUUGCUGUAUCCUUUUUUUGUAUAUAUACAUCUUUUUUUUUCUAGUAAAAGGUUUUGGUGUUCUCUUAGCAUUGCGCUAGGUGGUCAUCUAGCAAAUCUCUAGUAAUAGUUUGUUAUUUUACUAAACAUAGCCCCUGUUUGUUAACUUACCAGGGUACCCAUGGAAGUUUAUAGCCUUAAAAUGUACUUUUAAAAAAUUCCUCAUAUUAACAGUAGCGCAAUUUUGGGCUGCCAGGCCUUCAGCAAGUGUAAACCUCUCUGCUUACGUUGGUAGAGUUUUAAAUGCUGUUUACCAACUGAAGAUCUGGCCUCAACUCUAUAUUUUUAACCGUCUUCCAAUCUCAUGGUGUCCAGAGGAAAACAGCAACACCUCCAUAGCAAAUACAGUAUGCAUCUUUAGCUGCUUUUUUGUAAUCCUCCUUACUGGAUAGAGAGCAGCAAGUGAAGCAGUAUAAAUGGAGCAAACUAAAUUAUCUUCUGCUUAGUCUUUCUUGCUGCUUUCUAAUUUGUUCUCAGGCUAGCACAUUACAGUAAAAUACAGCUGUUCCAGAGACAGUUUUAGCCUUGGAUCCCUUAGAACUCAAAACCACAGCCCUGCAAAAGGAAAUGCUCUUUCCAUUUACAAGAGGGGUCUGCAUGGGUCCCAUCCUGAUGGGAUGUUGCUAACUUUUUUCCUGCAGCCAUCCCCUAUUGCAUUCCAUACUCUUGCUAAUGGUCCCCCAAAUCCCUGGAACAGCUUUUGCUGGCCGUAGGGUGUUUUUGAGGGAAGACGGAUUUGGUAAAAAUUCCCUCCCUCUUUGCCCAUAGCAGGAGCAGACUUUUGCUCACAAGCUCUCCACCUUAGUUUUUCUUAUUAUCCAAACUUUUCAGUCUUCUACUUUAGAAAUGUGUGUUUUCAAUGCACCUUUAAAUCGUUCCAGGUUCGUUUUGAGUUCCCUGUCUUUCAAGCUCUGGGAAGAAGAUGCACGGUCGGCCGAACUAUUCAACAGUGCGUAAAAGCAUUUAACAUGUUUUUAAAACACGACACAAAUGUUCUGCUAACCUUAGGUCUGUUGUGUGCUUUUAAACAAUGGAAGACCUUGCAGCAAGUCACAUAGUGGAUGUGGAAAAUGUUUCAAUUAAAGAUCUAAUAAAUUAUUCACUUUUGCAUUG
Molecule: messenger RNA, 16289 nt
Organism: Podarcis lilfordi (Lilford's wall lizard)
Lineage: Eukaryota; Metazoa; Chordata; Lepidosauria; Squamata; Lacertidae
Source: the annotation of a GenBank genome assembly